Physcomitrium patens is the source of this 2190-nucleotide messenger RNA. RefSeq names its product methionine--tRNA ligase, chloroplastic/mitochondrial. Gene Ontology annotation, cellular component: chloroplast stroma; mitochondrion. Gene Ontology annotation, molecular function: methionine-tRNA ligase activity; ATP binding. Gene Ontology annotation, biological process: methionyl-tRNA aminoacylation. NCBI's taxonomy places the organism in Eukaryota, Viridiplantae, Streptophyta, Bryopsida, Funariales, Funariaceae. The record is from RefSeq and is a predicted model, not a curated record.
GGACUAAGAUUUAUCGACCCCUUGGGAAGGAAAGCACAGUUUAAGGCCCGUGCUGGAGAAGAGGAGCCGAGACUCGAGGAUUGUUGGCCAUGGCGACCUUGCUCAAAGGGCUGCAAUGGUCGCCAUCGCCGGCGCGCCUGGCUACCUGCCACUCGUCGCGAGUGCUGGACCAUGCCCGCUCGGUUGCAUUCCCCCGGACUUUCUUUCUGCACGCGCCCUCUGGAUUCACACCCUCUCGAUUCGGCAAGGUUUUGAACUCUAGGAGUUUCAGCGUCGCCAAACGUGGAGGUGGCGCGGUAAUUGUGCGAGCCGAGGGGAAUGGCGGCGACGAGGCGGGCAGAGGAGAGCGGUUCACUGUCACCACGCCACUCUAUUACGUGAAUGCAGCCCCGCACAUGGGAAGCGCUUAUCCGACUAUUGCUGCUGAUGCUCUGGCUCGAUUCCAGAGGCUGCAAGGGCGGGAUGUGAAUUUUAUCACAGGAACUGACGAGCAUGGAGAGAAGAUCGCUCUCGCUGCCGCUGCCAAGGGGCGGGCUCCUAAGGAACAUUGCGAUGCUGUCGCUGCAGAAUAUCAACUUUUGUGGAAAGAACUAGGUAUAGCUUAUGACAAAUUUAUAAGGACAACCGACAGUCAUCACGAGACUUUAGUAGAUGAAUUUUAUAAGCGUGUUGAAGCGAAAGGAGACAUAUACCAGGCCAAGUACGAGGGCCUCUACUGUGUCAACUGUGAGGAGUAUAAGGAUGAAGACGAGUUGAUAGAGGAUCUGUGUUGUCCUAUCCAUAGGAAGCCUUGUGAGGCCCGCAAUGAAGACAACUAUUUCUUUGCUCUGUCCAAGUACCAGCAACCGCUAGAAGAGCUUCUCUCAUCCAACCCAAACUUUGUGCGACCUUCUUUUCGAAUGAAUGAGGUUCAAGGGUGGGUGAAGGAAGGUUUGCGAGAUUUUUCUAUCUCGCGAGCAGCAGUAGAAUGGGGUAUUCCUGUGCCAACCAACCCAAAGCAAACUAUCUAUGUGUGGUUUGAUGCUCUGCUUGGAUAUAUAUCAGCUCUUCUACCAGAAGGAAAGGAGCCGAUUUUGACGAAUGCAACCGAGAGGGGCUGGCCUGCUUCUGUGCAUAUCAUCGGCAAGGACAUUUUGAGGUUUCAUGCCGUAUAUUGGCCAGCAAUGCUUAUGUCUGCCGAUCUACCCCUUCCAGAAGCUGUUUUUGGCCACGGAUUUCUGACAAAGGAUGGUUUGAAAAUGGGAAAAUCACUGGGUAACACAAUCGAGCCCAGGGAGCUGGUGUCAAAAUUCGGUCCCGAUUCUGUUCGUUAUUAUUUUCUGAAGGAGAUUGAAUUUGGAAAAGACGGAGACUUUUCUGAGAAGCGAUUUAUCGAAAUUGUCAAUGCCAAUCUGGCCAACACUAUUGGCAAUCUGCUGAAUCGUACACUCGGAUUACUGAAAAAAAACUGCGAUGCCGUUAUUCCUGUUGACUCGAGCUCCAUUUCAGAGGAAAAUCCUAUACGAAUCCUCGCAGCUGAAUCUGUUAGUAAAGCAAAGCUUCACUAUUCAGAAUUGGACUACUCGUCAGCAUGUGAUAUCAUCCUCGGAAUUGCUACUGCUGGCAAUCUCUACAUGAGUGAGAAAGCCCCCUGGUCUCUCUUCAAGGAAGGUGGCUCCGCUGCAGAGGAUGCAGCUCAGGAGUUGACAGUAAUUCUGGAAGCUGUUCGAAUAAUAGCUGUAGCCCUUUCACCUGUUGUUCCGGAGCUUUGUAAUCGGAUCUACUUACAACUGGGCUUCACUGAAGCAGAUUUUAAAUCCAUUUCCUGGAAUGACACGCAGUGGGGCGGAUUAAAAAGCGGCCAGGUGAUGGCAGAUGCUCAGCCUAUUUUUCAAAGGUUAGAAGUUCCAAAUGCACCAGAGACGCAGAGCACACCUCCGAAAAAGGGAGGGAAGAAAAAUGAUGGGAAGAAACAGAAAGGCAGUGCAAAGCAAAAGGCUGAUUCAGCUGUUGUCAACGCUAGUGCGUCUUAAUUCUUUUUCUGGGGUAUCAUGUAAUAUUUUAUUUCCCUUCUUAGUAGUGUACACCUUUCGGCUACGUGGUUGGAUUUCACAAUGUUGUGCCUGUGUUGCUGGAUUGCUGGUUUGUACUCUUUCUAAAUCAUCUUGAAUUAUAUAUUGGCUCUUAAUACAGUAUAGGGAGCAGGCAUUA